AUGCGAAAGGGAGCGGAGUUUGAUGCCAAGUUCCUAAUAUCUGAUGAUGAGGAGGAGACCGAUGGGCCGUGGCUGCCAAAAAAGGAAAAUAAAGGGGGAACGAACAUUCCCUGCCUUCUUUUCCGUGUUCAAUCUCCGAGUCGUGUUACGGCUCGAGCUCUGAUUGGCUUUCCAACUUUUUCCCGCCUGCAUGGGAGGAGGGUGAUGACCCCUUGUGUUUCUGGACUGAAGCGAUUUUGUGGGCGCGCGGCCCGGAGAUUUGCCUCGUCUCCGAGUCAUCGAGUUUGCUUGAAAAUAGCUUUUCAUGAGCUCGGAGCUGUUUCUGGGGGCUUGAUGAGCCCUGAGUUGUUUUUCGGGGGCUUGGGAUCUUUGUUCGGCGCUCCUCUGAGUCCGGUGGAUUUCAGGAGGAAUGCUCCUAGCUGCUUUGGAGGAUCCGACUGCACUGGUCUAGGCCAUUUCGGUAAGCUUGGUGCAGGCAGCAGUGCAUAUGUGAUGGGUAAUGCUGAUAAACAGCAGAACUGGCAUGUCUAUUCUGCUUCAGCUGAAUCUGCCAAUGCCAAUAACCCGAAUCCAGUUUAUACACUGGAGAUGUGCAUGACUAAUCUCGACAAGAAGAAGGCAUCCGUAUUUUUCAAGACUCAAUCAAGCACUGCUGCUGAGAUGACUGAAGUUUCAGGCAUUCGGAAAAUUCUUCCAGAAUCAAACAUUUGCGACUUUGACUUUGACCCUUGCGGUUACUCAAUGAACGCUAUCGAGGGGCCAGCAAUCUCUACAAUUCACGUCACACCUGAGGAUGGAUUCAGCUAUGCAAGUUUUGAAGCAGUGGGUUAUGAUUUCAAAGCCGUAAACUUGACUGCCAUGAUCGAGAGGGUGUUGUCCUGCUUCGGACCUGCUGAGUUUUCUGUAUCACUACACUGUGACACUCCUGGGAAGGAACUUUAUACUGAGUCCGGCCUGGGCAUUAUCGGAUACGCCUCUGGAGAAAAGACUACUGAAGUGCUUGGUGAGGGAGGAUCACUUNAAUUAAAUAGCAUGAGAAGCUCAAUACUAAUCCUGAAACUGAGUGUGACAGGUGGACGGGCUCAUAAGUCAAUACUAUUUUGA
Molecule: messenger RNA, 1104 nt
Organism: Nicotiana attenuata
Lineage: Eukaryota; Viridiplantae; Streptophyta; Magnoliopsida; Solanales; Solanaceae
Product: S-adenosylmethionine decarboxylase proenzyme-like
Exons: 5
Coding region: 1-1104 (367 amino acids)
Biological process (GO): spermine biosynthetic process; spermidine biosynthetic process
Cellular component (GO): cytosol
Molecular function (GO): adenosylmethionine decarboxylase activity
Source: RefSeq, a predicted model, not a curated record